UCAACGGAUACUGACGGAGGCUUCGAAAAUGCUUCGGCAGACGCGCGUUGAUUUCGUUGGUUUAUUCGUGUGACUCUGACUGUUUCGGACCCGACUGUAGAAGAGUCGUGGAAUCAUGUGGCCGAUGCGAUCGGAGAUGACUCGCGACGAGUGCAGGAAGUGCCUACGAUGCCUCGAAUUAGAUGCUUAUGGAAGUAUGGUUUCUGUUCUACGUGCUCAAGGUCCUUUCACCAACGAAAAACAGAAAUUAUUGCAAGAACUUGCUAAAGUAUUACAUAUCUCCAAUGAACGACACCGUGCUGAAAUACGAAGAGCUGUGAACGACGAGAAACUUGCAACAAUUGCAGAACAACUUAAUGGUCCAAAUACUGGUAUAGAUUGGACUCUUGAAGGUCGUCGAUCUAUUCCUCUUUUGCCAAGAUUGAAAGCACGAUCUGCAUUUACGACAUUAGCAAAUAGCCUGUCCCUUACCACUACGAUUGCAAACAAUAAGAAACCUGAUAGGUGUAAUAUUGUUAGACAAUCUGAAAAUUCAACAGGUUAAAUGAUAAUUAUAUAUAUAUAUAUAUAUAUAUAUAUAUGUAUAUGUAUAUAUAUAAUGAUAUAUAUUAUAUGUUUAUUUUAUUAAUCAUGUCCUUUGCAUAAUUCAUAGAAUACAAAUUUGAUCGAAAAUGAGACGAUAGAUAAUAAAGAUGUACUUGAUAAAGUUAUUGAAAAGUUCACGGAGUCCUCUCGAAAACGCAAAUCUCCUUCUCCAUUGCCGACGGCACCACCAAAUAAAGUUCUAGUAAUAUCUGAGCCAUCGAACCAUAUUUUGCGAACUUCUGAAAAUAAGCAAUCACAAGUUCUACAAGUAACCAAACAUCAAAAUUUUGCGUUAAUUAAGGUUAACGAGACCUCAGAUUCUGUGGAGAGCACAACACUAUCAGAACAUCCGAGUGAGUGCACCACAGUUUCAUUAAACAAACAUGUAGUUGUUACAACAACUUCCGUAUGCACAAAUUACGCCAACAAUCUUAAAAUGGCAGUAAGCACUGACCAGAAUAAAAUUAAUACCAAAGUAGUGCCAGCAAUAUCAAGCUGUAUAUUGAACAUAAACAAAGUGCAUUCAAGUAAAGACACACAAUCUCAAGAUAGCACAAAUGGUACACAAAAAACUCAACCUGAUAAUAUUAACUCUAUGUUAUCUGAUAAUAUUAGUUUAAAUCCAUCAACUACAAAAAGCUCUAUGACGCUUUGUGACCCAAUAAUACAAAAUUAUACUAGAAUGACAAGCGCUCGACUUACACAAUCAAUGCCUGUUUAUCCUGGAACUACAGUAUCGAGCGGUCCUGGGCCACCUCAAGUUAAACAAGUUCCCAUAACAUUAAUGUGUACGAAACUGCCAUCGGAACAAAUUGUAACCUUUGAUCAAUCCACUGCCAAAACGGGUAUUUUUCCCAAGAAAGUUAUAAAUAUGCCUCAUUAUAACACUAAAUUAAAUAAAGCUAAUGUGAUCGUUAUCCAGAAGGCAAAAUCCGUAACACUAUCACAUGCAGGCAAGGAAGUGCUAGGGAAAGUAAUAAUGGAAGGAAAGAAUCUGUGCGUUACGAGCCAACAUAAUACAAACUCGAUCAACGUUCAAUCUCAUCAUAUUUCUCUGAAUAAUGGAGAUCAAACGAAGACUAUGCUGCCAACUGUAAACUCGCCACAGAAUGCAGAAUCUGUUAAAACGAACAUAAAGUCUGGAAAAACGGUUGUGUCAGUCACGCGUUUUCGGCAUGACGUUCAGGAAAACAAAGUUCUCUCGCAGUUUUUCGAUUCACCUGCCAUUUGUAAUGUUGAGGCCAAGACUUUGAUACAGGAUAUAAAUGUGUGCUUGCCAAAGGAAGAGUGCAAUAACGAUAAAAAUAUGAUUGAUCGAGAGUCAUCUCUAAAAACAGAUUCCAUGAUUACUUCCAUAUCAGAAGAAACACAGCACAGAUCAGAUCAGAGUAACAGUAAUAAUAUCGAGCAUAGGAAAAAUAACGAUGUUAAAGCGAAUAUAAAUUCUCAGGACACGAAUCUGCUAGAAUCUUCAAAAUUGUUGGGAAACAAAGAAAUACUGGUCAGGCCAAAGCAAAUACAUGAUGAUGUUGAAGAUGAUGUUCGAAUAGAAAAAUCUGACGAAAAUAUCGAUACAUUUAAUGCGACGUUAGAAUCGACAAAUAAAAAUUUGCAGAGCUUCCAGUAUCUAGUGGAUAACGACGAGAAUAGCGAUUUAGAAAAGUCGUCGAGAUCAGUGGUGACCGUAAACCAGAUGAAUGAGCAUGACGAUUCGUAACAACUAAAGAUCUCGCGUUAUGCGUGUCGUAAUUAUAAUUACACGACGGCAAGGCUGAUACUUUCGUUUUGAAAGCGUACUGACGUAUUUAUCAUGUAUAAGUAUAUAUGCGUAUAUGUUUCUAUUUAUAUGUACACACACACACACACA
Trachymyrmex septentrionalis is the source of this 2452-nucleotide messenger RNA. Its product is annotated as BRCA2-interacting transcriptional repressor EMSY. The transcript has 12 exons. The record is from RefSeq and is a predicted model, not a curated record. Lineage: Eukaryota; Metazoa; Arthropoda; Insecta; Hymenoptera; Formicidae. Gene Ontology annotation, cellular component: nucleoplasm. Gene Ontology annotation, biological process: regulation of DNA-templated transcription.